Messenger RNA from Galdieria sulphuraria, 875 nucleotides. RefSeq lists its product as uncharacterized. NCBI's taxonomy places the organism in Eukaryota, Rhodophyta, Bangiophyceae, Galdieriales, Galdieriaceae. The record is from RefSeq and is a predicted model, not a curated record. Gene Ontology annotation, cellular component: Golgi apparatus. Bases 68 to 850 code for a protein of 260 amino acids. The transcript has a single exon.
UAUUCAUUUAGUCAACAUCGCUCAACGCCCAUUUCCAUUGGGACAUUUCGUACUGGCUCGCUAAACUAUGUCACAGAAUGGAGAAGACUUUACUUUAGAGAACUAUGGAGCUACAAAAUUGCCGGAGGGAAUCAGCAGUUAUUCCGAAGCCACAAGUGGAAGAGAAAACGACAUAGCUAUAAACUUGACGGGCCCUAUUUCAGAGAAUUACAAAGCAAGUGUACCGGGUGUUUCUGAAGGGACUCCUUUCGAAGAAAUUAGAGAAGAAGGUCCAAAGGGAAGCAGAGAGUCUGGUUUUUCAAAGCCAAAUACGUUACGUCACACAGAGUUCCUUCAAGAGACAGGGGCUUGGAGAGAUAGCUCGGAAAACUUUCAACUUUUUACAACGCCUUUUGAACCCAAUCAAGAACUGGGAGUUCGAGAUCGUUUGACACUUAUUUGGGGUUCAGCUAAGCCCUGGAAAGAUUUUCUUGAUAUUAGGAGUUUCUCAAUUCCGCCCAUGGACUCUUGGUCCACCAGAGUAGCCACCAAUCUCCAGUCAUACUUGUAUAAUUAUGUCAUAUGUGUGACCUUCUUUUGCCUUUUCCUUUUGCUUUUUCAUCCUUUGGGUAUUUUAUCUCUUUUUCUUGAGACUUUAUUAGUCGUAGCUCUCUUCUUAGUAUACCCUGGUCAUACUGAAACUGGUUUGUUAGGCGUUGUUUCACCAACCAUUAAAGUAAUCGUAGCAAGUGCAAUGGCGUUGAUUUUCUUAUUAUUCUUUGGACUGGGUAUUGUUGUUCUUGACUUGCUGAUCGUAGCUGCUCUCGUUUUAGUACCGCACAUGCUAUUAUUCAAUGGCUUAACCAGUUAACAGAAAGGAGUAGUUCAGAUACUUU